CUCCCCUCCGCUGUGGUGUAAAUGUGUUUUUAAAAAAUCCUCUUUUAUCGCUUUUUGUUCAGCGUUAAAACUCCACAUCACCGGUUGGUUUAUACCGUGUGUUUAGAGCUCGGCUCCGCUGCAGUUUUUUGUCUGUUAUAAACAGCGGAAACUCCGGGGUAGCUGCAGUAGUGUUAUCUGUAUGGCGGGCGCUUCUCUGGGCUGGACGCUGGAGAGCGCUGCUGCUGUGAGCAGAGGAAGUGGCGGGUGAAGCAGGUCCGCACCUUUUCCGGUAACACAGCUCCACCGCGGCUCAGAGAGAGAGAGAGACUCGGAGAGGGGAAGAGAAAGAGAGAGAGAGGAGGUCUGGGGAGCGGGGGAGCGACCGCCGCGUUUUGAAGGGUGAGGAGAGAAGAGAGAGAGAGAGGGGAGGACGGAAACUCGAAGGAAUCAAUGACCUCUGGAGUUCUCCCGGGCGCUUUUCUUCAGACUCCGCUCCUCUGGUUCGCCAUUAAAGACCGUAUUCGUGGGCAUGAACUCCUCCUGAAGCGGAUCCCGCCGCUCGAGCGCGCCGGAUAGAGCGCGGGGGACAGCCGGCACUCCACCAGCUAUACUACAAGAAGGAAGUCUGAACUACUGCUGCGGACUGUCGAGAGGGCCUGCUCAAGCGCCGCAGCUUCUAAUCUCAAGUCUACGAUAGCCCACGCUGUCUCAGCAGCAGCCCUGCACCCAGCCUGAGAGUGGACCUGAAGGACCUACCCUUGGCCAGCUGACACCAAAUAAACAAAAGGUGCCACUUUUGUUGAGCUACCAGCAGCACUCUGAGGAGACAGGUUAAAUAAGGCUGCUAAUCCACACCCUCUGCUGAGCACGUUUUUUCUUUUUCUUCAAACUUCGUGUGGUUUGUUUGUUUGUUCUUCUCUCAUGUGUUUCACUCAUUCGUCUAAAAGAACUGUGCUAAACCAAUGAGAAGGUGUUCUCCUCCUCUUUUUUUCAUCCUUCAUUUGGUGACAACACAGCCUGUCUCGUUCCUCAGCCAUUGAAGAGUGUUACUACUGUUUGUACUCAAGCAAUAUUCUAUUUCUGUUACAGUAUCUCUAUCUAAAGCAUUGUGGUGUUACAUCCAAAAAAGACAAGUAUUAAAGUAGCACAUAACCUCGCCAAAGGUACAUAACCACCCAAAGAAGCCUGGACCGUCCCUCUCUUUUCUCCCUAAUAACCAUAAUAUAUGCACAGCCAACAAGAUGGGGAAAAUGCUUUCAAAAAUCUUCGGCAACAAAGAGAUGAGAAUAUUGAUGCUUGGACUUGACGCAGCCGGCAAGACCACCAUCCUUUACAAACUGAAACUCGGACAGUCCGUCACCACUAUCCCAACCGUCGGUUUCAAUGUGGAAACGGUCACCUAUAAGAAUGUUAAGUUUAACGUGUGGGAUGUGGGCGGACAGGACAAGAUCAGACCCCUGUGGCGGCACUACUACACAGGCACUCAGGGGCUCAUCUUUGUGGUGGACUGUGCUGACAGAGAUCGCAUUGAUGAGGCUCGACAGGAGCUGCACCGCAUCAUCAACGACCGAGAAAUGAGGGAUGCGAUCAUCUUGAUCUUCGCCAACAAGCAAGACCUUCCUGAUGCAAUGAAACCCCACGAGAUCCAAGAGAAGCUCGGGUUGACCCGCAUUCGAGAUAGAAAUUGGUACGUUCAACCCUCUUGUGCCACGACAGGUGAUGGACUGUAUGAGGGGCUGACUUGGCUCACUUCAAAUUAUAAAUCUUAAUGUACUGUUCAGUUGAACUGGUCAGUGCAAAAGAGAAAAAAAGAAGAAAAAAAAAACAAUGAAACUGAAGAUUUAACAAAUAACGUUGCUUCUCAAAUCAGUCAGCAAAAAGAAGUUUGAUUAUAAUCUUGUUAAUUUUGAUGACUCCCUGUAAUGUUUUUUUUUCUCUUUUCUAUACUGUACCAAUCCUCUCAGCUGGCUCUUACAUUUGCUUUGGCACUAUAAUAAUUCUAAAUGACAACUACCAUCUCACAAUAUUACAUAAAGUAUUGUUUUGAAGGUA
Astyanax mexicanus (Mexican tetra) is the source of this 2034-nucleotide messenger RNA. It is a transcript of the gene arf6a, whose product is annotated as ADP-ribosylation factor 6a. The transcript is spliced from 2 exons. Gene Ontology annotation, biological process: vesicle-mediated transport; intracellular protein transport. Gene Ontology annotation, cellular component: cytoplasm. Bases 1224 to 1751 code for a protein of 175 amino acids. Gene Ontology annotation, molecular function: GTPase activity; GTP binding. The record is from RefSeq and is a predicted model, not a curated record. Lineage: Eukaryota; Metazoa; Chordata; Actinopteri; Characiformes; Acestrorhamphidae.